AUGGCUCCGUGCGCGGAAGUCCUGAGCAGCUACCAGCCUUGCUCCGACCGUGGCGAGGAGCCUUCCGAGGAGUCGGAGCUGGAGGGACCCUCCGAGGACGAGCCCACGGAGAUCACGUUCAGGCCGUUCGCAGCUGAGGUGCGCCCAGCGAGGCCGGGUUCUGCGACGCUGGAGCUGGAGGCCGAGGCGGCCCUGCCCGACUGCGAGCCCUGCAGCGCCAAGCUCCAGCUCGGCGAGGACGGCCUGCUUGUCCACCUGCACGACGGAGGUGGGCGUGGCCGCCUGCUGCAGCUGCUCAUGCUCCCGUCGGUGCAGGUCACCCAGGGCCCAGGCCCCAGCGAGCUGCGCAUCGCCGGUUCGUGGCCCUCGCCGGGCGCGCAGCUGCGGCUGGCGUCGGCCGGCGAGGCUGCGGAAGUGGUGGCCGCGCUGUCGGGCAUAAUGCAGAAGGUGUCCCUGAGCUUGCUCGCGGCAGCGCCGCCAGGUGCGCCGACGUCGCUCGUGCACGAGCCGCUGACCCAGAGCCGUGGGCCGUCGGCGGCAGGGAUAAAGAGCCAGGGCCAGGGCAAGGGCGAGCUACUGUGCGCUGGAUACCUGCUCUGGUCCAGCCUGCCGCGGGGCCUUUCGGAAGACCCAGAGGCUCCUCAGUACAGCCUCGUGUGGGCUGAGCUGCGAGGGCCCGAUCGAUUUGGCUACGCUUGGAUCUUCUUCUACACAUCGCACCACGACGAGGCCGCCCUGGUCCACAAGAUGGCCUGGCCCAAGCCGGGGCAAGACCUGGUGGACAUCCGCGGUUGCGUCGUCAGCUUCGCCCUGGCCACCGAAGAGGAGGAGCUGUGCAUCGACGGGGAAGCCAGCACCGACCACCUCACCUUUGCGACGGAGCUCGAGGCCCAGGUGUGGCUGCGCACCGCGACCUCGCUCUACGAUGGCGGGGUGGGGCCGGACGAGGACCUCCUCGAGCGAGCGGCGAAGGGUGCCCGGGCGCGCCUGGACGGCGCCCCCCCGCAGCCGCUGCUCCGCAGGAGCGACGAGGCCGCCUGGCCGCCGGAGCCCGACGCGCUCCCGAUGGACGAGGUGGCCGUGGCUGCCCGGCGCGGCGCGCUGCCGUGGCAGCAGGAGAAGGCGGCGGCCUCGUCGGGCUUCCCGCGCUGGCCCUGGUGCCUGGAGCCCGCCGCGGCGCUGCUGUCGGUGGGCUGGUGGCGGAGCAAGGUCGAGGGCUUGGCCUCGGCCUUCGGAAGCCCUCUGGCGUCGCUCCGCGCGUGGAGGAGGUCGCCGGCGCUGCCCUGGUGGGCGCGGAAGUGGCUGCUCGCCGAGAGCAGCUAG
Messenger RNA from Prorocentrum cordatum, 1323 nucleotides. Lineage: Eukaryota; Dinophyceae; Prorocentrales; Prorocentraceae. The record is from the annotation of a GenBank genome assembly.